AGGUGUCCAGUAUCAAUUAUAAGUGGCGAAUGUUCCUAUAGGUCUCUGAUAGCACGAUACAUAAAGGCAGCUGACAUGUUAGUAUCGGGAGCAGUUCGGUGGAUUUAGUCUAUCGAAGGCCACAACGCCAGUACGGUGAGAGAGAUGAAGUGUAUCAUCCCACUGAUUAGUUUAUUUGCUGCGGCUUUAUGUGCCACGCAGGCGCCGACUACAACCUUAGACCCCAACAGCAAUGAGGCUCGAAUGAAGUACAUUGAAGCCCAUCUGGAGAACCUGGCUCGUCAAACUAUGCUCCAGCAACUGUUUGUGGAUGAAAGGACGCGGUCGGAUGGUGAUUCAGGAAUAAAAGAGGUACGAAUGAAUCACAAAGGAACAAGAUCAUUCAACUCUGACACUGCUGGACAAGAUUCUGUCAAUGGCAUUCAUGAUCACAGUAACAACAAAUUCUUAGUUGGCAUGGGGGAAGUUGAUGCCGUUAUCAACGGGGUCGAGUUCCGAACCCGACAUAACGAUUUCAAACUGCGCAUGCCCAGCAAAACAAACCAAAAUUACCAUGCGACGGAAAACAUUCCUUUUCCACCAGUUCCCCCAUCAGUAAAAAGCAAACACACAGUUGCAGAACAGAUCACUGAAAUGCAAAAUUAUUUCAAGGCAUGGAAGUAUCAAAAUCAUAAUCUUAGAGAUUACAGGCCGUACUUUAAGGCUGUAAUGUGCUACAUGGAAGGAGCUUGGACCAAGAAUAUCAAAUCCACUGUGGAUCAGUUUGCCACUCCUCGUCACAGUUUAGAGGCCAGUGAUUGGUCUGACCUUGAACAAAAGAAUCGAUUUACUUCAUACACAGGAGGAAAAGAUCCAUCAGAAAAUUUGGCUUUCUUACCAAGAACGGUUAUGAACGUAAAAAAUGGUACUGUUGAAUACGCGCAGUGGAACUACAGGAUUUUAUGUCAUCCUCUGCAAAAAGAUAUUCCUUUGAAGAUAUUUGAACCCAUAGACGACCUUGCUUCAAGACUUGCUAAAAAGUAUACUAUCAGACAAUUUGCACAGACCAAAGCUGCAAGAUUUAACCUAGCAGCUUAUGAGUAUUUCCAUUAUUAG
Saccostrea cuccullata (small rock oyster) is the source of this 1095-nucleotide messenger RNA. RefSeq lists its product as uncharacterized. The coding region runs from base 145 to 1095 and encodes 316 amino acids. The record is from RefSeq and is a predicted model, not a curated record. Lineage: Eukaryota; Metazoa; Mollusca; Bivalvia; Ostreida; Ostreidae. The transcript is spliced from 3 exons.